AUGAAUUACGCAGAAACAGCUGCAGCAGCAGCAGCAGCAGCGGAGGCCCCCAGACGUGGGGGGCCCCCUCUGCUCUCCCGCAGCAGCAGCAACUCAGUGCCUCCUUUUGCUGCAGCAGACACCGAUGCAGCAGCAGCAGCAGCAGCAGCAACAGCAGCAGCAGCAGCAGCAGAAUGGGAGCCUCCUGAGCUGCAGCUACGGCGCCCCCGGGUGCGAAGCACGCAGCAGCGGCUGCGGCUAUCAGCAGCAGCAGCAGCAGCACUGCUGCUUGCUGUGUCUGUGUCUUUUGGUUAUCGUUUGCAUGCAGCACGCCAAGCAGCAGCAGCAGCAGCAGCAGCAGCAGCAGGAACGCAUGCAUCUUCUCGUAUAAUUUCUCUAGAUGCUGCGGGGCUGCAGCAGCUAGGAGAAGAGCUUGCUGCUGCUGCUGCUGCACUAAACAAAGAAUUUGCUGCUGCUUCUGCUGCAGCACGAGAGGCGUUCGAUAGAAGCUUCAUGCCUGCUAGGGGGCCCCACCAGGGGCCCCCCCCCAAUACCUUAUCUAUAUAUCAGCAGCACGUAGAUACGCUGCUGCAGCAGCAGCAGCAGAUGCAGCAGAAGCUGCAGCAAAAGGAACAGCAGCAGCUGCUGCAGCAGCAGCAGAAGCAGCAGAAGCGUCCGCUGCUGCAGCAGCAGCAGCAGCAGCAAAUGAAUGAUGAUGAGGAUAGAGAGGAGCUGCAGCAGCACGCGCUGCAGCUGCAGCUAGCAACAGCAAUAACAGCAGCAGCAGCAGAACGUUUUUCUUAUUUAAAUAAAUUAGAAGCUCUCUGCGAUCGAUGGGGGAUAGAAUCAACAGUGCUGCAGUGGGAGCAGCAGCAGCAGCAGCAGCAGCAGCAGCCGCUGCACCACUACCAUCAACAGCAGCAGCAGCAGCAGCAGCAGGAGCAGCAGCAGCAGGAGCAGCAGCAGGAGGAGGAUAUAAUGACGUUGUUAGAGUUUAAAAGGCUGCUGAGAGAAGGAGCUGAGGGGGGAGAGGGGGGGUGGGUCGAUGGGGUUGGGGGGGGCCCCCGGGGGGGGCCCCCGGGGGGGCCCCCCAGGGCCCUAGGAGAGCAGCUGCUGUAUAUACACCCCAAAUACACACCAGCAGCAGCAGCAGCAGCAGCAGCAGCAGCAACAGCAGCAGCAGCAGCAGCAUCGUAG
Molecule: messenger RNA, 1176 nt
Organism: Eimeria mitis
Lineage: Eukaryota; Apicomplexa; Conoidasida; Eucoccidiorida; Eimeriidae
Exons: 2
Coding region: 1-1176 (391 amino acids)
Source: RefSeq, a predicted model, not a curated record